ACCAUAUAUUACAUUGCAUUGGCAUUUGAGUUUCAAACUGGAACAAGUGAAAGAAAGCUGCAGGAAGACAACACUCUCUCGCACCUUCCUCACCCCGGAAGACAACGCUCUCCCGCACCUUCCUCACCCCGGUUGUAAAACAAUAACUGAAGAAGCCAGAUGGCGAGGAGAGGCCAGGAUGAGAGAUUCCACAACUGGCUCCCGGAUAUAAAUUUAUGUCCUGGACCUCCUGGGCCGACUUACGAAGUUAAUCGGAGGAGGAUGGUGACAUUGGAAGAAAUGGAAUCUGCCAUGGAAGAGUUGAAACGUGACAUGAUAAAUUACACCGAUGGGAGGUUAAGAGCGUUUACAUAUCAGUUCCGCGAUGAAGUCGAGCGUGUAACGAAUAAUUUGGACGAGCGGAUUAGAAGGGUUGUGCGCGAAGAGCUUGAUAUCCGAAUGAGGGACCAGGGUGGAAGAGCGAGACGUGUUCCAACCCCUCCAGCCACUCUAGCCCUUCCAACCCCUCCAGCUCCUCCAGCCCCGAAUCCACACCAACAAAAGCGAAAUCAUUUCCACCGGCUUGUCCGCGGCGAACGUUACCAAAGGGCGUUUGAAGAGGCCAUGGCAGAAGAAGAUAAACAAUGGCUCUUGUUUCUCUGCACAAUUGCUCACCCAAACAAUGUCUUCCGAGAGGGGAUCUUUUACACUCAGAAAUUUCUGCUAGAAAUUUUCUACGACGUGUCAGGAUUGUUCUCCAAGGGAGAAGAACACUGCAUAAUCAGCUACUUGGACGUACUUUGUCAGAGACUUUGCACUGAAAACCGUGACAUCAGCUUAAAUGUACAGGCAGUUGCCCAAUGUGUUGAAGACCGCAUCCAGCUAUUCUGGGAGCAAAGUCGCAAUGAGGGUCAUCGUAGGGGAGCAUCUGCCCUGAUGAAUUCCGUACGAGCACUCUGUCGAGGCGAGCGUUACUAAUGAAAAAAAGAAGAGAAUAAAGGGUUGUUGUUGUUGUUGUUUUA
Molecule: messenger RNA, 1001 nt
Organism: Corythoichthys intestinalis (scribbled pipefish)
Lineage: Eukaryota; Metazoa; Chordata; Actinopteri; Syngnathiformes; Syngnathidae
Exons: 9
Coding region: 160-957 (265 amino acids)
Source: RefSeq, a predicted model, not a curated record